CCGCCCUGUGCUGGGGCCGCUGCCCUGGGCUCGGGAAGUCCCGCUCGGCCAGAAUUUGCAAGGUCUCGAAAUUGCAACACAGCAGUACAUGGGCAGUGGUUUCAUUUUUUUCCAAAUCACAAGAAGUUUGUUCAGAAAAGGAGAUGUUGGAUUAUCUGCCAGUAAGAGCACUAAGGAAAUUCUGGUGAAAGGAAACAUUGAACUUGCUGAGCUUUCUGAAGACACCUGCAAAAAUUAAAGCAUUUUGAUUAUCAUGGAGAAUUACAAUGUACUAAUGGUACUUGGGGAAGGAUCAUUUGGUAGAGUCCUUUUAGUCCAGCAUAAAAGUACAAGCCAGAAAUAUGCAAUGAAAGAGAUAAGACUUCCCAAGUCUGUCUUCAAUAUAGAAAAAUCCUGGAAUGAAUCUAUUAUAUUGGCUAAAAUGAAACAUCCAAAUAUUGUGACGUAUGCAGAAUCCUUUGAAGCUGAUGGACAUUUGCAUAUCGUGAUGGAAUAUUGUGAUGAUGGAGAUCUCAUUCAAAAGAUUAAAUUUCAGAAGGGGAAAUUGUUUCCUGAAGAUAUGAUACUUAAGUGGUUUGCACAGAUGUGUUUGGGUGUAAAAUAUAUUCAUGAGAAACGUAUAUUGCACAGAGACAUCAAAUCAAAGAAUAUAUUUCUCACACAAAAUGGGAAAAUAAAACUGGGAGACUUUGGAUCUGCAGUUCUUCUUAACAGCCCCAUGGCAUAUGCUUGUUCAUAUGUAGGAACCCCUUAUUAUGUGCCUCCAGAAAUUUGGGAGAAUAUGCCAUACAACAAUAAAAGUGAUAUUUGGUCUCUGGGAUGUGUUUUAUAUGAGCUGUGCACCCUAAAACAUCCAUUUCAGGCUAACAGUUGGAAACAUCUUAUACUUAAAAUAUGUAAAGGAUACUACAAUCCACUUCCAUCACAUUAUAAUUUUGAACUUCACUAUUUGAUAAAGCAGAUGUUCAAGAAGAAUCCCAAGUACCGUCCAUCAGCUAGUACAAUUCUUGCAAGAAAGUGCCUGGCAAAACAUACUGGAAAAUGUUCAUUACCAGAGGAGGAUGGAACAUAUGCAGGAAGCAAGAAUAGCUGUUCAGAAACAGAAGCCAUCUCCAAGAACUUCAGUGAAAUGGGACUGGAUCAAACAAAACCUUCUAGACAAAAGUGGGAAAAAGGAAGAUCCAGCACAGUGAUCAAAAUUUUAGGAAAUGCACCUUUACUUUCUUCUAGUAUUGCAACCAAGGAGGACACAGGUAGCCAUGUGAGAAAAUAUGAUGAAAACGUGACGCGUAAACAAUGGAACAAGGAGCCUUCACAGACUUUGAUUAAUAUUCUUCACAGUGCUGAUGUUAGCUUAGCUUUUAAGACAUACACAAUCCACAAAGGAGCCUCUGAUGACCUACUGAGUGGACCACUUACAGGAGAGAACAAAGCAUCUGAUGAACCAGAUGGUGAAACUUUUAUGGAGGAUGCAGAGAGACUUGAACCUAGAUCAGAUGAAGAGGAUACGGAUUUUGAAGCAGAAGAUGAUCCAGAUUGGAUUUCUGAACUGCAGAAGAUGUCAAAACCAAUGGAAGUAAAGGAAGGAGUACCAACAAAUAAUCCAAUAUCAACACAAAAAUAUUGAUGAAUGAUUUCAGAGACUAGCAGAAACACACUUAUUGACACAUAAUGAUUCCGAAUGUAUUUCUUUGAGGAAACAAAUUUAAUUUGGGUUGGGUUUUUUGAUGCAAAAAAGGCAUAGCAAUUACAUUCCUCUUAAAGGUACUAAAAUACGCAUUUCUUAUACAAAAUUCUUUACUCGAUAUAGAAAUAUCUCAAAAUCAGAGAUAUGUCAGAAUCAGAAAUACACUGUAUUAGAGGGCAGUCAAGGAUUAGCAGAGUCUUGACACAGAGUCUGACACAGAGAGCAAGGUAUGGCUUUUGUGUUUUCCCUCUCUGGCAUUUCAUAUUCCUAGACAUUUGGGAGUGCUGGCCUUGAAACUUAAGGUGCCCAGGCUUCAGGAAGAUUGAGUCUGGAUUUCAGAAUAUGGCAAAAUCUAGAUAGAUAUAUCUUUUUAUUUGAUUUUGUGUUUGGUCAUAGUUAAUAAACUUGUUUAUUUCAAUUUUUCCUAAAUUCCAAGAGGGUAUCUUCUGGAACCAUGUCUUUCAUCAGUAUGACUUCAGGGUUAUUCUUCAGUCAUAUAAGCUUAAUUCACUGAAUGCAGUUAGGGAGAUGGGGCGCAGGGAGCCCUAUUUAUCCUAGACAGGAAACCCCAGGAACCUGGCCAGUUGAUCUCCAGCAGGAUAGGUGUUGGCACCAUAACCACCAAACACACAACCCUGCCAUUACAGUGGUGUCCAAACAGGAUUUUCGCAAAGGAGCCAAGCUACAGCUCUGUGGCCUGCUUGUUUGUUUGUGUGUUUGUUUAUUUCAAACAUUUAUGUGG
Python bivittatus (Burmese python) is the source of this 2429-nucleotide messenger RNA. RefSeq names its product NIMA related kinase 3 (gene NEK3). Gene Ontology annotation, biological process: protein phosphorylation. Gene Ontology annotation, molecular function: ATP binding; protein kinase activity. The record is from RefSeq and is a predicted model, not a curated record. NCBI's taxonomy places the organism in Eukaryota, Metazoa, Chordata, Lepidosauria, Squamata, Pythonidae.